AUGCCGCAAGCGCAAGAUGCUGUGCCGAAGAAACGUGGGCCCAAGACAGAUGUUUUGGAGGCCCUUCUCAAAAGGGUAGAUGGGCUCGAGGCGAAAUUGAAAAGCAAAAAGGAGCAGCCUGGCCCACAAAGUUCAGAACUUGCCGCUUCUGCUACGGAAGAGGCAUCGUCGUCGGUGGUAGCAGAAUCGGCUGCAACAGCAAACCAGAUGAGCUCAGCAGAUGAUGAAACCAAGCCUCAGACAGUCAUUGAUACAGCACGGGCAGUAGAUCUGACAGAAUCCGCUGUGUAUACCCCUACCUCGAGCAGUGCUCCUUCGCCCCCAGGUAUUCAACCUGAUGCCCUUCUCGAUACCUACUUCUCCAGAUUCCACGCCAAACCGUUUUAUAUUCUCGAUGAAUCUUCCGUUCGGCAGAGGCUGCAGCUGAACCAGCUUCCACCAUACCUGGUACACGCCAUAUACGCCGUGGCAGCCAGGUAUACACCUCAUCCGAGUGGAUACCAGUCCGCGGUGAAGCUGAGCGAGGAGUAUGCUACACGCGCGAGACAGGAAAUCGAUCUUGAUGAACCGUCCAUCGAUGCAUUGCAGGCUUGUCUUCUGUUGGUCACGGCCUUCACCGCCACAGGCAAGGGCAAGAAGGCAUAUAUGCUCCUGACCAAUGCUGUCGGAAUGGCCAUGGCCCAAGAGUUACAUCGAGAAAUGGACCCACGCGCCGGCGUUACGCCAGUUGAACGCGAAACACGAAGGAGACUUUUCUGGACCUGUUACUUGCUGGACCGUUUCAUGGCUUGCGGUUCGAAGAGGCCAUGUCUGGCUGGCGACAAAACGAUCUUACUACGACUACCAUGCUGGUCGCCGAAUCCAGCGGCGCUACCGAUUGAGGGAGAGUUCUUUCAAAGCGCAUCCAAUGUUCAGUAUCUCCAGGGCACUGGAAAGAAGUCGCAGGGGAGUAGUGGGAUGCUGAUUGACAUCAGCCGAAUCCUCGGUAUCACAAACCGGUACCUUGCAGCAGGGGGUGUCAAAGGCGACUCCCAUUUUCCGUGGCACUCGCUCUCGAACCUGUCGAAAAUUCGACAAGACUUGGACGUAUGGGCUUCCGGCACUGAGGACGUCUUCUCGAGCCUCGACACACUUUUUGGGCAGAACGACUCGACAGUCCUCGUACUCAGCAAGCUCAUCUACCACCUGAUACACUGCCUCAUUUACCGGCCUUUCCUCCCGAUCGAUCUUGCAGAGCUGGCGGGUAACGGCCAGCACCAAUCGUGGCAGAUCGAGGCUACCAAUAUGUGUUUCCUGCACGCAAAUGCAAUUGCUGAGCUGGUGGAACUUGGGAAGCAGACAGCAACCAUCGAGUGGCCUGCAUUUGUGGGCUAUUGUAUUUGCACGGCAGGAACAGUUCACAUCCAUGGCGCACAUUACAGCAAGCUUGGGCCUGGUGGAGAGAUGAGCGUCUUCAACUCUUCCGCUGAAUUCCUCUCCAGAGAGAUGCAACAACUCAGCGAGUUGCGAUAUGCUUGGGCUAGCGUGCAGCACCAACGCGAAACACUUCAGAGCAUCUUCAACGCCCACACCGAGCUGGUCAAGAGCUUCGCGAACAUGCGAUAUGCGCCAGCCUUUCAACUUGAAGAUUUCUUCGAUCGGUACUCUAAUAUAGGCGGGCCAGGCGGCCAGACCUUUAGUUUUGACGCCGCCAAUCUCAGCCUGUCUGACGUCGUGGUGGACUUCACCGCCGACGCCUAUACUGGGCACGAUUUGUAUGCACCGCGGGACCAGGGCUCCGAACGACCUAACCUCAAACGCAAGCCCACCUUGCAAGGAGGCCGACGAAGAGCGGACUCGAAGUCGCUGGCGCCCUUGGCCAGCAAUGUAAACAUGAACACGCACAUACACACAGGCUUACCGACUCCAUCACAUCCACGACAUCCCGCUUUUCCGACACACGGCUUGCCAGUCCACCCGCCACAUCCCUCACCAGCAAUGCUCCAUAGCCCUGCAUCGAUUGCGUCCCAUACGGGGAUCCCAGAACAUGGACAUAUGAAUGGUAUGCAGGACUCCGACGAGAUUGCGAACAAUGCCGCCAUGGCGGCUGCUGCUGCUGCUGGUUUCUCCAUCCCUCAGCAUCCUCAACAUCCUCCACCUCCGCAAGCCCAAGCCCAAGCCAACCCUUUCAGCCCCCCUUAUGCGAGUUUUGGUCACAUGCCUAGUUCGACCCCCGGCCCCGCCUCCCCACCGAACAAUCAAAACAACACGAGCGGCACAUCAUAUGACCCUAUGUUCGGUGGUUUGCCUACUAACGCUUUCUCAAGUCCCGCCGCAUGGAAUGGCAAUGAGGGAACUCCCAGACCAGCAGGGGUUCAGCUGGCACCUAGUCCAGGUGGAAUGAGCAACAACGGCAGCACCGGCACAGGGCCCGGCGAGGAGAAGGACCCGUUCCUUAGCCUACUGGAGCAGCUUGCCGAGAACGAGAACGCACGCGGGCCGGGAACCGAGUUCGACUUUUUCUUCGCAGGCACAGCUCCUCAAUGA
This is a messenger RNA of Diaporthe amygdali, 2526 nucleotides long. Its product is annotated as fungal specific transcription factor domain-containing protein. Gene Ontology annotation, molecular function: DNA binding; zinc ion binding. Gene Ontology annotation, cellular component: nucleus. The record is from RefSeq and is a predicted model, not a curated record. NCBI's taxonomy places the organism in Eukaryota, Fungi, Ascomycota, Sordariomycetes, Diaporthales, Diaporthaceae. Bases 1 to 2526 code for a protein of 841 amino acids. The transcript is spliced from 5 exons. Gene Ontology annotation, biological process: DNA-templated transcription.